AUUAUGUUUACAAUCUUCUUGAAUUGCAUACAAAUUUAAUAACUACAGAAAAUGAUAAAGAAAAUAAUCAAUUGGGCAUUUAUUUUGCAUGUGCCGUGGAUAUUUCUUCAUUUAAUGAAUCUUCAAAAGAAAUUGCUGAUCAUUUAAUAAAUAUUGUUAAUGAUGUUGACGAAUACUCGUGGAUAUAUAAUAAUAAAUACGAUGGCAAACAAACUACAAAUAUUUGGUACUUUUGUUCUCAACGGAUAAAUAUGGCAAAAAAACCUUGUAAGUAUGAUAAUCUGGAAAAACGAAGAGAUAUCACCUCAAUGCAACGAAUAAUUGCAAUGGUUGUAUUAAA
Messenger RNA from Racocetra persica, 340 nucleotides. Lineage: Eukaryota; Fungi; Glomeromycota; Glomeromycetes; Diversisporales; Gigasporaceae. The record is from the annotation of a GenBank genome assembly.